UCACGGGCGCCCAUCUUUGGGGCAUAAAUUGUCUUCGUGUCCAUUUUAAAUUGUGAGAAUAUUGACGGUGGUAGGGGCUCGAACUCGAGACCUCCCGCCAAACCUGAGCUCUGAUACCAUGUAGAGAACCAUUCCCUCUAAAACUUUAAGGUGUUAGAGGAGGCCUCUUUAUGGAUCUUAUACUUAUAUUUAACACAGUUUAAAAUUAAAACAUUACAUACUCUUCUUAGCUUGGUUUUGACUUUGAUUUUGAAUAAUUUUUGUCUUCUAUGAUUUUCCAUUACCCUUACAUAUUGUUUUUAUACUGAGCUGUUCGAGAGUUUUGCGUUCCAGACGUUGAUAUUUUUUUUAGGAGACAUUUGACAUCGAUUUCAGGGCACUUUGCUAUUACUGUCUCGUGACAAUCAUAUCUCCAGAGUUCUGGUAAGAUGGUUCCUAGCAGAACUUGGAUUGAUAGGUGAUUUUGUUUCCUUUUUUCUUUUCUUUUUUCAUUUCUUAAAUUAUUUUAAAGUGUGUUUUCGACAGUAGUUGAAUUUCAUUUUCUUCUGCUGUGAACAUGUAUUAUAUUGACCGUUAUGUGUAUAUUAAUUAGAAUCUUAUUAGUUUAAAGUUCUUAAAAUAUGAUCAAAACUUAUAUGUUAAAAUACUCAUACAAAUACGGUAACAUACAACUAAGUAUCAAAUUAUCCUUAAAUAUGAAUCAAUAGCGUUAUUAAUUUACUAGAAUUUUAUUUGAUAAUUUUAUUUGAUUGGAAAAUUUAAAUUAAACCUGUAUUUCACACACAGAAAGCUUUUAUAAGAGCAAGUCCAAUAGGUUACCUAAAUUUGCUCAUAAACUCACAUUUAGGUAAUGUAUUAAAAAAAAAGCACUUCAACACUCUCCCAGUGGUUACUUAAAUCACUAGCACAACCUCAAAUCUCCUGGUCUUUCCUAUUCAUAAGUAAGUCAUUACUUAUUUAAUAUUUAUCAAUAAAAUAAUCAUCUCUCUCUUCCUUUCUUUGUCUUUUCCCCCUUUCCCUUCUCUCUCCCAAAUUUAUUAUUAAAAUAAUUUUUGGAGAACAAUAUAGGGAUUGCUAUUAGAAUUGACACUAAAUAUAAAUUACUUAAAUCACUAAAACUCACUGAAAUUCAUUAUUUUAUAUUAUUAAUAAGUAAUGAGAAAGGUUACCUAUUGGACUUACUCUAAAUCACUAAAAAUCACUAAAGAUUCAUUAUUUUAUAUUAUUAAUAAGUAACGAGAUUGGUAACCUAAUGGACUUGCUCUGGACCUGCUCUAGGAGAUUACAAGAUACAAGUUUUUUUUUUUUUUUUGAAUAUGAGAAUAAAUCUCAACGAGAAUCGGCAAUUCACCGUGAUAAUUCUUUCAUUCAAGAAAGCUUAUUAUCUAACCGUCGGACAUGCAAGAUGACCGGGGAAAUUUAGACAAUAAAACUUUAAUGUCUGAAAAGAAAAACCGGUCUUUUUCCAAGAAUCCUGAAAAUAAAACAAGAGAAACAAGAAGAAUAUAAGUCGAUUUAACAGAUUAUAUCAAAAUAUUCCCACAAUCAUGAUAACUCAUGAUUGAGACAAUUAAGUUCUUAAUUAAGGCAUAAUAAUAAAAUAUUAAUGUCCUUAAUUAAGACAAAAUUAAGGCCCUCAAAUAAGGCACAAUUUACGCCCAAGAGGCACAAUUUACGCCCUCAAUUAGGAAGCACAAUUUAUGCCCUCAAUUAAGGCACAAUUAGCGCUUUCCUUUCUGAAACCAGAUCCCGUCCCGAAACCACCGUCACCGCCACCAUCGGCCACCACCGCUAUGCUAUCGAUCAAAUUGCCUCGUCGUAUGCGAAGCGAAACAACGAAGCGUCUCAUUUGUAACACGAAAAAUCGCCAAAAACAUCAAAAACCAAACAAAACACAAGGAUUAAACAACACAAACAAAUACCCACAAACAAACAAGAUUAAAACCAAACACCUUUUCACAAUUCCACUCAACUAAAUCAGAAAAUGAAAGUAACAAAUUAAAAAAACGAAGAGAUACCUGAAAAACAUAAUUGCAAUAGCAAGUAUUGCCAAAAUUCUCAAGACAAAAUAACGUUUGUCUUAAAGCCUGCCCCAAAAAUAAUACAAAGAAAUACCCCAAAAAAAACACACUCGCAUAUUACCUUGAAAGAGAUGGGAGCAAGUCUUGGAUGGAGAGGAGAGUGAGAUGAAGCCUCUAGGAGGUGAGUGACACUUGAACAGAGAGAAUAAUUUGUAUAUUACAAGAUACAAGUUUAACCAAAGACGAAGACGAAGAAUAUGCAUACAUGGACUGCCUGCAUUAUUAUUUGUCUUUGAAGACUUGAAGUCGUCCGUGAGAGCAAUGGCCAAGACGUAGUUUGUAUUCCUAAUCUAAUAAAUAGCAAAGCAAAAGCAAUCUCUGGAACAUAACAAGAAAGAUGCUUGGUUUUUCUUUGUAUCUCUUGUUCCUUUUGCUCCCUCUGUUUUUUGCCAUCUCCUCAGCCGUGUUGCCAAACUAUAUUCCUACGGAUAAUAUCCUCCUUAACUGUGGAGCAUCUUCCAAGAUUGCUUCUUCGAAUGGCCGACAAUGGGACACAGAUUCAGCAUACAUCUCAAACACUUCAACAACAAGCUCCACACAAUCUGAACCAACUCCUUCCAUCGACCAAAUCCCUUACUCAACUGCUCGCGUAUUUCCUUCCAAAUUCACCUAUAAAAUCCCUGUCUCCGCAGCUGGUCAGAAAUUUCUCCGCCUCUACUUUUACCCAACAAACUACUCCCAGAGUCUUGACAUGACCAAAUCGUUUUUCUCAGUCCAUACAGCAAACCACUCUCUUCUAUCCAACUUCAGCGUCUCUCUCAACCUCCAGAAGGAUUUACCUCAUCUUGUCAAAGAAUACAUAAUUACCGUCGAUGAAAGUCGUUCACUAGAGGUGACAUUCACCCCUAAUCCGAAAUCAUUUGCUUUUGUCAAUGGCAUUGAAGUUGUUUCCAUACCGGACAAGCUCUACAGUGAAGGAAUUGAUGAUAGCAAACAUGUCAUUAAAUUCUUGGGUGAUCAAGAUGGCUUUCCGAUUGAUGAUUCCAUUGCACUGGAAAAUCUCUACCGGCUAAACGUAGGCGAAACUGGUGACAUUUCCUCAACCGAUGAUACUGGAAUGUUUCGCUCAUGGGACAGAGACGAGCCAUAUUUGCUCGGCUCUCUUGGAUUAACACCAACUCUCAAAAUUCCAAUCAAAUAUACGUCAGACACUCCACCCUACACGGCCCCUGAGAUUGUUUACUACAGUGCCCGGACUAUAAAUUUAGAGAGUUAUGGCUCCAAAUUGACUUGGGUCUUUACAGUGGAUUCUGGGUUUUAUUAUCUACUUAGACUUCAUUUUUGUGAGUUCCUAAGGGAAAUAAUUGACAGUAAUUACCGAGUAUUUUACAUUUUCAUCAACAAUCAGACAGCCGAGGAACAAGCAGAUGUUAUUAAAUGGACGGGCGGAAGAGGAAUUAUGGUGUAUAAAGACUACGUCGCAUAUGUCAGUGACAACCUAGAUGGUAGCAACUCCAAGACAGAUUUGUGGCUUGCAUUGUACCCUAACAUGGAAGAUAAUCCUCACUACAAAAAUGCAAUUUUGAAUGGGCUGGAGAUUUUUAAGUUGAGUAAAGGAGAUACCCUUGCUGCACCCAAUCCCGAAUCACUUGAGCCAGCUCUUCCACCGGAAACAGUAAAAUCUAGACAUGUCCAAAAGAGAGGUCCACUUGUAAGCAUUUGUAUUGGAGGUUCACUCGGGGGACUAAUUCUGUUUUCAUUAAUACUAGUUGGUUUUCUACUACACAAGCGAAGAACACCUAGAUCUCAGGACAUUGAUCACAAGUCAAGAUCAACUACCAAUAAUAUUUCAUCAUUUCCGUCUGUUAGGAGCAAGAAAUUCUCUUUGGAAGAGAUAAAACUAGCUACUGGCAACUUUGAUGACAAUUUUAUCAUUGGAAGAGGAGGCUUUGGUAACGUGUAUAAAGGGUAUUUGGAGAACGGUGUAUGCACAGUCGCGAUCAAGAGGUUGAAUCCAUCAUCACGACAGGGGUUUCACGAGUUCCAAACGGAGAUAAAGAUGCUAUCAAAUUUGCGACACCUUCAUCUUGUGCCCCUGAUCGGAUACAGUAAUGAUGGCGCGGAGAUGAUACUGGUGUAUGAUUAUAUGGUUCAUGGAACCCUCAGUAGUCAUCUUUAUGGCAAAAAUAAUCACCCGUUGUCUUGGAAGCAAAGGCUACAAAUUUGCAUUGGUGCGGCAAAAGGAUUGCAUUAUCUACAUUCAGGUGUUGAACGGAUGAUAAUUCACCGUGAUGUCAAGUCAACAAAUAUUCUGUUGGACGAGAAUAUGGUUGCCAAGGUUUCUGAUUUCGGUUUGUCUAGAGUGGGUCCACGCGACCCGACAGUCACACAUAUUAGCACAAUAGUGAAGGGGAGUUUCGGACAUUUGGAUCCUGAAUAUUACAAAAGGAAGCACAUAACUUGCAAAUCAGAUGUUUAUUCGUUUGGAGUGGUGUUGUUUGAAGUGUUGUGUGCUAGGCCAGCGAUUAUGCCAGAGUUGCCGAUGGAAGAAGUGAAUUUAGCCUACUGGGCUCGAAAUUGUUACAGGGAAGGCAACUUGGUGGAAAUAGUGGAUAAAAAUUUAAUAGGUGAGAUUGCAGUGGAGAGUUUAAACAAGUUUGGAGAAGUAGGAUAUAGUUGUCUCAGAGAACAAGGGACUGAUAGGCCGAGCAUGAGCGAUGUUCUUUGGAACCUCGAAUUUGCAUUGCAGCUUCAAGAGUCUUGGGAGAGGUUGGACCAAGAUGUGCACUCUAAUCUAGGUGAUCAAAAUGUUCAUCUCCUGAGUGAUGCCAGGGACUACAUUGCCAAGAUCUAUCACAAACUCUUCUCAAGCACAAGUAGUGUGACCAGUGGUGCUAGAAGUGGUAGAUUCAAGUCUGGAAUUGGAAGUGUUUUCUCUGAAAUUUUUAACAUGAAAGCACGAUAGAUAGGGUUGGAAGAGCAGGGACUCAUAAAAUUGGUAUUCGGCUUAAGAGGCAGAUGCAACUCUGAGGCCUACCCACAAUAAAGAGUUUUAGUAUUUUUAAGGUAAUUUUGU
Messenger RNA from Daucus carota subsp. sativus, 5097 nucleotides. RefSeq names its product receptor-like protein kinase FERONIA. Gene Ontology annotation, biological process: protein phosphorylation. Bases 2419 to 4986 code for a protein of 855 amino acids. Lineage: Eukaryota; Viridiplantae; Streptophyta; Magnoliopsida; Apiales; Apiaceae. The transcript has 2 exons. The record is from RefSeq and is a predicted model, not a curated record. Gene Ontology annotation, molecular function: ATP binding; transmembrane receptor protein tyrosine kinase activity.